Plasmodium gaboni is the source of this 1572-nucleotide messenger RNA. RefSeq names its product putative pre-mRNA-processing factor 19. Lineage: Eukaryota; Apicomplexa; Aconoidasida; Haemosporida; Plasmodiidae. Gene Ontology annotation, cellular component: cytoplasm; U2-type catalytic step 1 spliceosome; Prp19 complex. The coding region runs from base 1 to 1572 and encodes 523 amino acids. Gene Ontology annotation, biological process: tubulin complex assembly; protein ubiquitination; DNA repair. The record is from RefSeq and is a predicted model, not a curated record. Gene Ontology annotation, molecular function: beta-tubulin binding; ubiquitin protein ligase activity. The transcript has a single exon.
AUGUCAAUAGUAUGCACCAUAAGUGGUCAGACACCUGAAGAACCUGUUGUAAGUAAAACGGGAUAUAUAUUUGAAAAGAGAUUAAUUGAAAAACACAUAAUUAAUUAUGGCAUAUGUCCAGUAAGUGGUGAGGUUCUAACACUAGAUGAUUUAUAUCCAAUUAAAAAUGAAAAGAUUGUUAAGCCUAGACCUAUUACCGCUAGUAGUAUACCUGGAUUACUGUCGAUUUUUCAAACAGAAUGGGAUUCGAUUAUAUCAGAAAUGUUUAGUUUAAGAACACAUGUUAAUGAUAUACGUAAUGAAUUAAGUCAUAGCUUAUAUCAAUAUGAUGCUGCUACAAGAGUUAUAGCUAAAUUAUUAAAAGAAAAAAAUGGUUAUAAAGAAGAAAUAGAAAAUUUAAAAAAACAGAUUUUCGAAUUAAAAAGUAGUAAUAAUGUUGAUAUUUAUGAAAUAGGAUUAAAUGAAGAAAUAUUAGAAAAAAUGCAAAAUCUUGCUAAAGAUUUAUUAAUGAAUAGAAAAAAAAGAAAAAUAGAUAAUGUAUGUUCUAUUGAACAAUGGAAAGAUUUUGAAAAUACUAAUGAAUUUAAUAUUCAUUCAUCAACCAUACCAGGAGUUACUUGUAUUACACUUGAUGUUAAUAAAUAUAAAUAUAAUUAUAAUGAUGAUCAUAUGAAACAUAAUUUUUUCUCUGGAGGUAAUGAUGGAAAUGUUUAUUAUGUUUCUCUAAAUGAUAAUAAAAUAUUAUCAAAAUUACAAGGACAUUUAAAAAAAGUAAACGCAAUUAUUUCACAUCCAUCCAAUUUUAUAUGUAUAACAGCAUCUAACGAUAAAACCAUAAGAAUAUGGAAAGGUGAUGACAAUAAUGCACAUAAUAAUGAUCAUCAUGAUGCUGAUCAUAGUGAUGAUAGUAAUAAUAAUAAUCAAUAUACAUAUGACAACUCACAAUUUGUCUCUGCACAUGUUAUAACCAAACAUAAAGAUCAUGUUACUUCAUUAGCUUUACAUCCUUUGGAAAAUUAUUUUAUUAGCUCUUCCAAAGAUAGUAUGUGGAUUUUACAUGAUUUAGAAACAGCCAAAACUAUAAAAACUUCAAAAGAUAAUCCAAGUUCUUUUAAACAUCUAGCUAUACACCCAGAUGGUAUGAUGUUUGGUAUAGCAGCACAAGAUUCUAAUAUACAUAUCUAUGAUAUUAAAAGUCAAGAAUAUAAAGCAACAUUAAAUGGACAUACUAAAUCUUUAAAUUGUUUAUCUUUUAGUGAAAACGGUUAUUAUUUAGCAUCAUCUUCAAAAGAUAAUACAGUCAAAUUAUGGGACUUAAGAAAAGCUCAAAGCUUUCAAACGAUAACAUUAAAUGAAACACCCAAUUAUAUUUCCUUUGAUUAUUCAGGAAAAUAUCUAUCCAUAGCUGUAGAAAAUGAUAUACAAAUAUAUAAUUUUGAAACAAAAAAUCAAGCUAAUCUAAUAAAAACAUUAUCAUCACAUACAGAUACGGUGACACAAACAUGCUUUGGUAGUACCACCUCAUAUAUUUUGUCAAGUUCAAUGGAUAAAACCAUAAAACUUUGGAAUUGA